Paramuricea clavata is the source of this 1356-nucleotide messenger RNA. The record is from the annotation of a GenBank genome assembly. Lineage: Eukaryota; Metazoa; Cnidaria; Anthozoa; Malacalcyonacea; Plexauridae.
AUGCCCCAGUAUGCUCGCGGUCAACUAGAGCAAUUGCAGACUAAGUUCGACGAACUUGAACAAACAGGGGUGUUUCAACGUCCAGAGGACCUAAACGUUGUUGCAGAAUACCUGAACCCUUCCUUCCUCGUCAAAAAAAAGAGUGGUGGCUUUCGCCUGGUUACCGCCUUCUCCGAUGUUGGCAGAUACAGUAAACCCCAACCCUCGCUAAUGCCCGACGUCGAUUCCACUCUCUGCAAGAUUGCCUGCUGGCGCUAUAUAAUCGUUUCUGAUCUGUCUCAGUCGUUUUAUCAGAUACCUCUUGCCAAAAGCUCCCUCAAGUACUGCGGUGUAGCUACACCCUUCAAAGGCGUCCGCAUUUAUACCAGAUGUGCCAUGGGAAUGCCUGGCUCGGAAACAGCAUUAGAAGAGCUGAUGUGCCGCGUCCUCGGUGACCUCCUCCAAAAUGGAUGUGUCGCCAAAAUCGCUGAUGACCUCUACUGCGGUGGCAACACCCCUACAGAGCUCCUAUCCAACUGGAGAAAAGUCCUGACAGCCCUAGAUAAAUGUGAUCUCCGUCUCGCAGCCAAGAAAACCAUAAUUUCUCCUGUUUCAACUACCAUCCUUGGCUGGAUAUGGUCUCGCGGCUCAAUUCGUGCCUCUCCCCAUCGUAUAGCAGCCCUCUCUUCCUGCACCCCUCCAAAAACAGUCCGAGAUCUUCGCGCUUUCAUUGGAUCCUACAAAAUGCUCAGCCGUGUUAUUGAAGGUUCAGCUUCCAUCCUCGCCCCCCUCGAGAGUAUUACCGCCGGGAACCAAUCAAGCAGCCCUGUGGUUUGGUCUGAGUCUCUUACAACCUCCUUCUACCACGCUCAAGAAGCACUUUCAUCCAACAAGUCCAUUGUGAUCCCAAAACCUGAAGACCUACUUUGGAUUGUUACUGACGGCUCUGUGAAGAUGAAUGGUCUCGGUGCCACACUCUAUGCCCUUCGUGACAACAAAUUGCUUCUUGCUGGUUUCUUCAGCGCAAAGACCAGAAAACAUCAAGUUACUUGGCUCCCCUGCGAAGUUGAAGCACUGUCCGUCGCGUCCGCCAUCAAACAUUUUGCUCCUUAUAUCACCCAGUCCAAGUUCCAAACCUGUGUGCUGACCGACAGCAAACCCUGCGUCCAGUCUUUCGAGAAACUGUGCCGUGGCCAGUUCUCCGCCAGCCCACGUGUUACCACCUUCCUUUCCACCGCCAGCCGAUACCAGAUAUCUCUCCGUCACCUUUCUGGCUCUGCCAACCUGCCAUCCGACUUCGCAAGCCGCAACGCACCACCCUGUGAUGACCCUCGUUGUCAGAUUUGUUCCUUCAUCUCUAAAGCUGAAGACUCUGUG